Anopheles cruzii is the source of this 1158-nucleotide messenger RNA. Its product is annotated as actin-binding protein WASF2-like. The transcript has a single exon. Bases 1 to 1158 code for a protein of 385 amino acids. Lineage: Eukaryota; Metazoa; Arthropoda; Insecta; Diptera; Culicidae. The record is from RefSeq and is a predicted model, not a curated record.
AUGGUGCGCAUCGGUUUGGUAUGCCUCGCGGGCUGGACUCUGGUCGUGGGAGCGGUGGCGCAGUGCGGUGGUGGAGAGGGUAUCUGGUACACCGAAGAACCGCCCAGUGUUGAGGCGAGCAUGCUCAGCUUUGAGGAAGCCAGUGACGAGUAUUACCAGGUGAGGCGGCAUCCUCGCCACCAGCAACAACAUCGGUCACGGGUUCGAUCCAGUCGCUACACACCGGGUGGCUACGGAUACGGCAACGACUACCAGCUGGAGAGGACCUGGGAGAAACAACCGGCUGCCCGGCAACAGCCCCUGUACGGUGAUAGGCGCAAAAGUCGCCGACAGCAGGGAUCGUACGCGUCGAGAAGUCAGCGCACCGACUACAACUAUCAAGUGGCGCCGGUGACGGAGGGUGCCGUGUACGAGCGCAGGAAGGCAAACCGGGCGGCGAAGUACUCCGGACCAGAUGAUGGACCGGGACACAAAACGUCAACGGUGGCGUAUAAAGUGCUGCCACCGAAACCAAGCUGUGCCCAGAACCUUCUGAUCGGAUGCACACCGACCGUCACCCGGGUUCCCUGCUCGGCCUCAAUGCACGAAGGUUACGGGGCAGCCCCCUACUAUCCACCGGUUCCGAUGUCCUAUAGCUAUCAUGAACCAGCGGCCUCGUAUGGACACCCAGGAUAUGAGCCACACCCGGCUGGGUAUCAUCAGCACCCGGCCGGCUACCAGAAACCGGCUGCAACAGAGUUCCAUCACCAUCCACCGGCCGGACCUGAAGGACCACCACCGCCUGGUUACGCCCCAUCGUACAAGUCGGCCACCGGCGAAGAACUGCCCGGUUUCGCUGCUCCCGUCCGGGAAGACUUGAGCGAAUCGCCGAAGGUACCGAUCAUCUCGGCAUUCGGCAAACCCCAGCCGGACCUGCAGCAGUCCACGACGGCAACGGCAAACGAGGCAACAAGUUCAGCACCGCAGCAGCAGCAGCUAUCAAGGGCGGCACCCAGCAAUGGUACCCAGCCGAGUCAAGAGCCCGGCCCCGCUCCACAUUCCGCUACCCCGAUGCCAGCGGUGCCCGGGACCACGCAGCCGAAGGAGGACAGCAACGCCGAGUUUUGGAACGACACGGAAAGUUCAACGGACGCCGUCGAGGCGACCACGGCCAGCUAG